Molecule: messenger RNA, 3036 nt
Organism: Mya arenaria
Lineage: Eukaryota; Metazoa; Mollusca; Bivalvia; Myida; Myidae
Exons: 10
Coding region: 90-1790 (566 amino acids)
Source: RefSeq, a predicted model, not a curated record
AAUCUGGACUAUGCCCAAUCGUCAUUCUUAACAUGUGAUAGUGGUAAUAACUACUUAAUGGUUUGCCUUUUUAACACGAUCUUGUAAAAAUGCAAAAUUUUACUAGAAUUAUACUUAUCGUGAUACUAUGGAACAUAACAGUAACCUUACAACAGGAUGACGGGCCCAGGGUGUUCCAUGUGUCAAUGCCGGAAGCGUGGCACACUGCCUGUGAAGUUUGCAGGGUGACGAAGAGCCUUCUGUUACCCGAACUCUCCGACCGACCACUGUUUCAAGACCAGUUGAAGGAGACUAUGCAACCCGGCGACUUUGUGUGGAUCAACGCCAAGCAGCUAACCUUUGUCUUUACAUAUAGACGAAAGUACCUGCGGCUUGCGUACGCAUAUCAGAAUCUGACCCUUCAGAACUGUCUGUGUUUUGACGGAAAAAUCUAUACUCUGUGUGGGACUGGUGGUGCGCGGAUCAGCUGGCGGGAGGCGGCCGUUACUUGCGGGUCUAUGGGUACCUGGCAGGUCAUACAGCCGUCAAAUGUACAAUCCGCCGUUGGCUUGCUGAAGGAUGAGAUGCCCGUCUGGCUACAGAAGUACAGGAACAAUAUCCUCCCGGAGACUGAAUCCGAGCUGUGUAUGGGACUGGAGAGACAGACGGACGGAUCGUUCGCCGACCGGGUAGACAACUGCUCCAGCAAGCAUUCAUUUUUCUGUGUCAGGGGCCCGGAUGAGUAUUCUCCGACCCUUACCCGUCGGUCGGAACCAGUUUCCGUGGUAACGGGCCAUGGCGACCAUGACAACACGAGCGUCCAUGUAGAUGAACACGGCAGAGAAAGCAAUGCAGACAACCAGGACACUGCUCGUCCCGGUCUGGUAGUUGGUGUGGUUGGCGGGUUGGCGGCGUUGCUGGUGGUGCUCCUUGUGGGGUUCGGCGGCCGCUACGUUCUCCGCCGCUAUCGCCUUAGACAACAGUACAGGAAGAGUCGCCGCAGAUACAACGACAGAAAGACGACGCUCAGUUCUCGGUCGGAAGCUGAGACCCGCCGGGAUAUGAGCCAGCCAUCCGUGCAGCGUUCCGGGUUCACAAAAACCGCCCUCAUCGAGGGAGAAUACGAGAAGAGCUACUCUACCCUACAGAAUGACGUGGUGCGACAGUGUAAAACCCGGAUGAUGAGUGACUUGCGGGGUCGGGAUUCCCAGGCGCCCCUUAAACCCUACCACAGCAUGGACGGGCUCAAUAAGGAGGGAGACGCGCUGCAGGAACUGGACGGGUAUGAGGACUACAACCCUCAAUGUACAGACCUCACCCUUGAGAACGGCCGCCUCCAUGUGGCCGGCUUCCCCGCGCCGGAUCAGGAAAUGUACGAAAACACACGUCCUGUUCAACAGAAGACCGCAAAUAUUGUUAAAAAAGCGAACGGCCGUUCUCAAACAAUUGAAGAUGCCGCGACACCAGCGCUUCCGGGACACAAGAUGAAGGUUCAUGGAGUAAGGAGCCAACGCGGUGACAAUUAUGAUGACCCUAGAGCAAGAGUCGAGACUUACGACAUUCCGCCGAAGAGACAAAAAGGACGAUUCAGACUCCAGAAAAACAGCAAUGAAAAGACCUCUAUCAACAUGAAGGCGGAGCAAACGCAACUGUUAAGGACUAAAGAAAUGGUCAAGGACGUUGCUACCAUCGAUGACCUUGACACGUACGAGAAUUCCAGCACACCCUCUGUCGGGAGAAAAGAGGUCAACUCGAUUGACGACCUGGACUGUUAUGAGAACUAUUUGUUGACCAAAAAAGAAGCCCAGUGACAUUUGCAGACGCUGUGUAUAUACGAGUAUGCAUCGGAUAACGUGUAUAGAUUUUGUGUAAAUAAUUUGUUUUUAAAUAUAUGUUAUAUAUAUAUUAUUAUUUUUAAUAUGCAUUGUUACUACUGGUUUUAACUUUUAACGCAGUUCGAUGUAAUUUUGUUAUUUGUUUGAUAUGGACAUACAGUCGAAACUCGAUGGCUCGAUAUUCUAGGGACCGGCCAAAGUACUUCAAGCCUCGAGAAUAUCGAGCCAAACGGGAUUGCUUACAGAAUGUUAUUUUUGCAUUUGUUAUAUAAAGUCUUAUUUACCUCGUUUGUUAUUGACUACGCUAUCUCCGCAAGAGAAGGAAUAGUAUUUAUUGGGCAUACUUACGCACCCUAAAUUUCGUAAUAUGACUUAUUCGAUUAUUAAAAAAUAUCAUUUUAUUUUUUUAUUCAUAAUAAAAAUACAUUUAUGCGAAAACAAGCAAUGUAAACAGUGGGUAACACAAACAUAGCUUAAAAGUUAUGUCAAAAUGCAUAGUAAUUUAGGGAUGGAUAACAAUUACAGACAGAACUUAAAGUGAUGGCAUGUUUAUUCAAACUGUUAAACGAUUUAAAUUUGAUAAUGAUUAUAUUAUCAGUCAAGCAAUUUUAAUCGAUUAGCGCCUUGUGCUAAAUGAAGCCAAUCAACCAAAUCAAGGUGUGAGAUUCUUAACUGAACCCGCGACAAUGACAUCGACCCAAUCAAACAAAUCAAGGUGUGAGAUUCUUAACUGAACCCGCGAAAAUGACAUCGACCCAAGCAAACAAAUCAAAGUGUGAAAUUCUUGUUUGGGACCGCGAAAACGACUUCGAGCGUGGAGAAAUAUCGACCCUCAAGAUAUCGAGCCAUCCGAUCGAAAUUUAUAUGAACAAAGAGUAAAUAAAAAUCGGUCCUUUUAAUUUGGUUCGAGCCAACGAGGAUAUCGAGCCAUGAGAUAUCGAGCCAACGAGUUUCGACUGUACAUGUAUUAAUAUUUUGUUUCAAAAACGUUUUGAUUAUCAGAUAGUAUAAGAUUGACCACUUUGAAAGGGACCUUCGAUCACAUCAGUCUUGCUUAACUAAUUAUAUGCGACUCGUGUGGAACGCAAAAUCUAAAUUAAUUCAAAUAUUUUAAAAGCUUUUCAACUAAUUAGAGAGCUCCUAGUAAGAGACCCCUUCAACUGAUUUGAAGAUCUCUUUAAUCCAUUUGAAGAAGUCUUAUAUUAUGUGCUACUAUCAUUAU